Cantharellus anzutake is the source of this 754-nucleotide messenger RNA. RefSeq lists its product as uncharacterized. The record is from RefSeq and is a predicted model, not a curated record. The transcript is spliced from 3 exons. NCBI's taxonomy places the organism in Eukaryota, Fungi, Basidiomycota, Agaricomycetes, Cantharellales, Hydnaceae. Bases 129 to 629 code for a protein of 166 amino acids.
GAUUCUCUCCUCGAGUCGUGCUCCUCAGACAUUCCUUUCCAUGUCCCCCUAUGUACGAUAGUGCUCAGGUGAACAGCGUCGGGCGGGACUGAUUGCCUUGCUCGUUCUGGAAGGCUCAAAGCAACGGAAUGAGGCAGGGCUUGGAUCACCAAGCCCAGUUAAAUCCUUGCUGCUCUUUUGUACUGGCUUCAGUAUGUACGUUCCCAACGUUGAGGAUAGUUGGGGUAGGGAUGGCUUCAAGAGGAGGGGUCAUCCUUCAAAUUUUUGCUGAAAGGAGAGGAGCAGUCCUGAGUUCAACCGAUAAUUCCGGAGUACGGCAUUGCCAUGCGGCUGGAGAACGACCCGCUCAAAUCGUAUUGGAAACUGUUCUAGACGAACGAGAUACCUACUCUUCACGAAGGACUGCCCAAGUACUUUGUCCUGAUGGACCGUCAAACUACCCUUUCCGACCCCCCUUCGGAGGUGCACUUGCACUUGCAUACCCUGAACCAAAUCGAACGUUGGAAACUGUACGAGUCUGGAGGGGUCCGCUCGCCGCAACCGAAUUUCAAAGAAUCUGUUUUUUGAUUCAUUCACCAACGUUUUCUCAAUCACAUCCUUCCCCCCCACUUAUUUCAUCCGUUGACUGAAACGCUCCAUGGAGUUCGAUAUACCUUGAUAGACAGCCAGGCCUUAUCAUGCGUUUGAAAUCGCUUUCGCUUCUUUUCAAUAUAAUUCCACUCGUUUUUGACCUCGGACCAGUGCCCGAAAUUUU